Molecule: messenger RNA, 10827 nt
Organism: Lethenteron reissneri (Far Eastern brook lamprey)
Lineage: Eukaryota; Metazoa; Chordata; Hyperoartia; Petromyzontiformes; Petromyzontidae
Product: cytoplasmic phosphatidylinositol transfer protein 1-like
Biological process (GO): phospholipid transport
Cellular component (GO): cytoplasm
Molecular function (GO): phosphatidylinositol binding; phosphatidylinositol transfer activity
Source: RefSeq, a predicted model, not a curated record
AUGAAGAAUUUCUGCCAGUGGCUCAUGGCUCUAAACAGGGGGGAGUGGACACCUCGGUUUAAUGACAGCCGUCAUGUGGCCCCCUUUGCGCCCCCCACCCCAACUCCUCUCUCCGGCGUGCAGUACCGCAUCGGGCAGCUCUACAUGAUCAGCAAGCACAGCCACGAGCAGAGCGAGAAGGGCGAGGGCGUGGAGGUGGUGCACAACAAGCCAUACGAGGACCCGGUGCACGGCACGGGACAGUACACGGAGAAACGCGUUCAUCUCUCCAGUAAAUUGCCGAGCUGGGCCCAGGCGGUUGUGCCCAGGAUAUUCUACGUGACGGAGAAGGCAUGGAACUACUACCCGUACACCAUCACAGAGUACACGUGCUCGUUCCUGCCCAAGUUCUCCAUCUACAUCGAGACCAAGUACGAGGACAACAACGGCUGCAACGACCACGUGUUCGACAGCGAGACAAAUAACAUGGAGAGAGAAACUUGCAAGGUGGACAUUGCGUACGAUGAACUUCCGGAGCGCUACUACAAGGAAUCUGAGGAUGUGAGGCAGUUCAAGUCUCUCAAGACGGGACGGGGCCCCCUGGCCGAGGGCUGGAGGGACACGCUGGGGCCCAUCAUGUGCUCCUACAAGCUCGUCACCGUCAAGUUCGAGGUGUGGGGCCUGCAGACGCGCGUGGAGCAGUUCGUGCACAAGGUGGUGCGGGAUGUGCUGAUGGUGGGGCACAGGCAGGCGUUUGCCUGGAUCGACGAGUGGUACGAUAUGAGCAUGGAGGACGUGCGGGAGUACGAGAGGACCACCCAGGCGGCCACCAACCGGAAGAUCGGCAUCGUGCCCCCGGCCAUCUCCAUCUGCGACGCGAGCGCCGGCUCUUCCAGCAGCGGGCGGGGGGGCGGCCCCUCCAGCGCCCCCACCACUCCGCUCACGCUCGACGCUCCCGACUUCCUCGGCCUGCCUCGUGACCGUCCCCGGAAAAGCUCCGCUCCGGAAACCCUCACCUUGCCCCAGCUCCGCGAGAAAAACACCUAGCGGGUGGACGCGAGACGCCCGCUGGCUUUUUCCUCUCUCUCUCUCUCUCUUCUCCUGGUCCAGGCGAAGACCCCGGCGAGCUGCGGAGCCGUCGGGGGCUUUUUUGUUUUUGCUCUUCGUCAUUUUUUUUUUUCCUUUUAAAAUUCCCUUAUCCCUUUCCCCCGCUAGAUGCUAUUUCUGCUUUGUGCUGCAAUCGCUGUUGAGGCAUGCUCCUCCGCAAGGAGGACGGGUAGCGCCCGGCCGGCCCCCGUGUCCCCUUUACGCAUCCUCCCCUCUCUUGCCCCUCGCUCCCCCACUUUUGUAGCCGAGAGCGGGAUGGUUGAACGUUGAAACGGUACGUUGCGAGGAGAGCUGUGCGGGCACCCGAGGGGGCGUCGUCUUGCUCGCCCGUGAGAGACCGAGGCUCAAGUGAGGUUUCAGGACUUUGUAGCAAAGCACGAAAGGUCACGUUUAAGAUAGGCACUGAGGGAAACGGAAUACCGGUAGUCUAUCGACGGAAACGUUGGUUGGUGCAUGCAUGAGAAGAGCACGUAGUGUAGUUUGUUGAAAGCCUAGUUAAGGCUUUUGGACUAGAUUCGUCAUUUUACACUGGUUUGGUCUAGUCCUUUCUAAUCGUGGCCAAGUAACCAAAACCAUUUAAAAUAAUCCUCAAGUGGAGGCUGAGUAUUGUCUUGAUUGACAAAGAGAAACUAAAGCUUAUGUGCAUAAUGCAAGCGUUCUAAGUGUUUUGUACAUUGUUGAGUGGCAUCCCAAGUGUCCAUACUGAGUCAUUGUUUCCUUCACGCUCAAAAGAAACCCCCUUGUGUUUUAAGAGCUCCUCGUCCACUUGUUUUCACGCUUUUUGUGCUCAUUGGUAAACGGCACGGGCCCAAUAUCGGCCACUUGAACGCCACCGCGAGAGAGUUUAUUAUUUUUUGGAGGACCGCAUCACAAAGGGACAUUGCUGCUUAGGCAUUGAUAACAAAUACCCCCCCGUGCGAUGCCCUGUUGCUCACAUAUUGCGCAGCCGCCUGUGGACGCUACAAUCGCUGUGUCUGGGGUUAGCGGCGAGGUGGCCCUGUUGAAUUAACUGCAAGCCAUUCAGGACAAAAAAAAAAUAUCCGUGUUAAAUAUUACAAAACACACGUGCGUGCGUGCUUCGCGUCGCAUGCGGCGUGUUAAUUUUUUUUUUGCGGAAACGACCAGCAGGGAAAAUUGUACCCCACAGAAAUGUUGCCCUGAUUGAUUCUGCGGCUCGGAUGAUGGACAAGGGAACGGGUGAAGCGAGGAGCGGUUUUUUUUUUUUGUCAAAGAAUUGUAAUUCAUCGGCAGCCUCCCGUGGGCCGCUGACCUUUUCUGGAAUAUUGCGAGAGUGCUGGCCGAUCGGCGUGCUCUAACUGCAAGCCACGGUACAGUGGGUGCCUGCAAAAUCCACAUGAUUGGUGUCCAAAACAGCCAUAAACUUCCCCCAUUAUUAUUGCCCUCUCCUGCCAUGGAUCCACUCAAAAUAUCAUUCUCAUUUAAUUUGGCUCCAGUUGCCAAUGAUGGGUCUCUCAAGGUGGAUGAUUAACCUUGAAAUGAGUGCCCGUGACAGGCAUGGUUUGGUAGCUCGCUCCGGGCUUAUAGUGCUUUGGCGCAGCCUGCAUUUACGCGUUCAACAUAUCUCUCACUUGUAAAUUCGUUAACAAGCGUUGAUUGCAAAAUGUCCACCGAUUGGCUGACUGUUGAAAGAGAAAAAAAAAUAGGGACUCUGCUCUGGCCCUUGAGGGAUGACACCAACGAUCAAUUUGUGACUCAGUUUAAAGACAAAUUACAGUGAAGCGUGCCAUCUGUAAUGUGCUUGAUUGUUUGCUUAGUGAAGCGAGUUUGAACAUUUAGUAGACACGUGUUGAUUUAAAUACACAGUGCUCCACCUACAAAAGAGACCUUCUAUAGCUGUGGGGGAAAGUGCUGGUUUGCGAGCACCUAUUAAGGCCAAAAUUGCCAACAGUCUGGCACUUGUGUCUCCAAUGUAUACACCGCGUAGGAAACAACGUACAUUUUAGUGAAUGGGGCCGAACAAAAAUAGGACACACGCGGCUAAAUGAAGGCAAAAUGAACGAGGCAAUAUAAAACAAUAGAUUCUUUAAUCGCAUCACGGCCCAUGAACAUGGCAAUUCGUCGAUUGCCACGGGAGUAAUUCAUUUUGAAAGGAAGCAGCGUGCGAUGGCGUCGCCACCGCCGUUGAGUGACACCAGUUGUAGAGUUUUCCCAUUUCUUACUUCGCGACACUGACGGGGGCAUAUACAACAUCUCCGUGUUGCUGGUCAUAUUUUGUGCCGAUCACAAUGUGGCAAAACUUUACGGCAAGGCCGUGGGUUGGGGGGUGGGGGCAUUAAUCAUUGCUCUUGUGAAAAUUCCGACUGGAAAAGACGAGCCCACGUUGUUGGAUCGUUGGUUCCGUGGUGGCUUUGCACCCCGUGACAGGCUGGACUGGCUCAACCAGUAAGCGAGUCAGCCGUUCUCUCCCAUUGCUCGUGCACGGUCAGUGGAGCAAUCGUCCGUGUGUGUGUGUCUGUGUGUGUGUGUCUGUGCGUGUGUGUGUCUGUGCGUGUGUGUGUCUGUGCGUGUGUGUGUCUGUGCGUGUGUGUGUCUGUGCGUGUGUGUCUGUGCGUGCGUGUGUGUCUGUGCGUGUGUGUGUCUGUGCGUGUGUGUGUUUGUGCGUGUGUGUGUGUGUCUGUGCGUGUGUGUGUGUCUGUGCGUGUGUGUGUCUGUGCGUGUGUGUGUGUCUGUGCGUGUGUCUGUGCGUGCGUGUGUCUGUGCGAGCGUGUGUCUGUGCGUGUGUGUGUCUGUGCGUGUGUGUGUGUCUGUGCGUGUGUGUGUUUGUGCGUGCGUGUGUGUCUGUGCGUGUGUGUCUGUGCGUGCGUGUGUGUCUGUGCGUGUGUGUGUCUGUGCGUGCGUGUGUGUCUGUGCGUGUGUGUGUCUGUGCGUGUGUGUGUCUGUGCGUGCGUGUGUGUGUCUGUGCGUGUCUGUGCGUGUGCGUGUCUGUGCGUGUGUGUGUGUCUGUGCGUGUGCACGGAUAGACGCGAGGGGCGGUCGAAAAGUUUUGGAAGACAGGACGGGAGGAAGUGUAAUGAUAAAUAACUCAGGCGCAUUAUUAUAAUUGAACCUCGCGGUUCAACCUCGCGGUUCAAUUAUCCAAUAGAGCAAAGGCUGGUGUGAAUAUUUCCCGUUGUGAACUCGUUUAUUUCUUUUCAGUUGAAUAAGGGUAAAAUAAAACGUAAAAAUAGGGUGUCAAUACAAGAUUAAUGUUGGUUUGGCAAGACCUUUAGUUUCGUGUUGCAAAAAACACUUUUCGACCACCCGUGGGCAUGUGUAUACACGUGGACUGUAUACACACACUCACUCUGACCUCAGCUCAUUCGCUAACAUUUACUGUGUGUAUAGUGGUGCAGGAUGUUAUUCUAUGUAAAUGCACAGCGGAGUAUAACGUGUUAAGGUGAAAAGCCUUGUUCUAGCCACUGCUAGAUGGCAUCCUGCCCGAACCAUAAUUAUAUCUCGCAAUGUAACGGUCCAUUUGUCUCCCACACACGGGGUACUUUCACGGCUCCAUCUCUGCAGUGUUCAGGUGCCCUGUCUGGCGUUUCCUUUUGACUGCCUCUCCGUCAUUCUAAAUGUAAAAAUAUGACAUUGCACAAAAUGCAGCGAUUGCAUGAAUAACGCACGACACGAUAAUAAUAAUAAUACUGGCGUGGUGAUCAAUACAGGAGACAUUGAGAUUAUACAUCGUAUCUCAAUGAAAACGUGUGCAGAUUCAUUCUGUUAAACAGAGGUCGGAGUGUGUUUAGAUCGCACAGUCUUGAGGAUGCGAUAUCUCCAUGGAAAAUUCAAAACGCGGCUCAAGGGCCCAUCGAUCAGUCAGUACCGGAUGCAUUGAGCUAAAUUAGCAUGACCUCUCUGGGUUGGAAAUGGGAUUUGGCAAUUCAACCAGAAAGUAGAGUGCAAUGUCUUGUUCAAGUUGAUGUCAUUUUGGUUGAGCCCCAAUUGGAUUUCCCCUGGGAUUUAAAUGUCGCUGGUGGUGCCCCAUAUAGUACGACUGUUCCAACUCCCUUAAACAGUCUGGCACAACUAGCGUAACUUCGCGAAGGCCAUGAAUCUUGGCUUCCACUUUUGAUUAGCAAAACAAGCAAGUGCCUGCGCUUUCCCCUGGUGCACCCUGUAAGGACGCGGCCAAUAAAGCGAGUGGAAUGAUUGAUGGUGCUCCACUCGCUUCCUUCCCCGUCCGAUGCAUUUGGCCCUCCGUACAGCACACACGCGGGCGGAGGCAAGUUGUGCAGCCACAAAUUUUGCUAAUUAAAGCUCAGCUUAAUUACCGGCGUUGUGUGUGGAUGGGUUUUUUUUAAAUCUUAUCUAUUUUUUGGCACGUAGAGCCACACAGAUUUUGCAGGCGUGAGGUGGCUGAUGAUCCGAGUAAGUUUGGGAAUCCAAUAAUGUCUUCGCACCUGUUCUUCUCAUAGGUUAGGGCAGGGUUAUCUCUCAAACUUUUCCUGGCCCACUACAGUGCGUCUUUCCAAUUCUACUACCAGUUUACCUUCAUUAAAAUUCACAUUCAUUAUUCAAUAACUGUUGUUCAUGGUUUUGGCAUCAUGCACAAUUAUGGCUGGUUACUCUUUUUGUACACAUUUCUGCGUAUUAUUUUAAACUUAUUCUUCUGGUCAACACAGGUUUUCUGUUAUGAUGGUGGCUUUUCUCAUAAUUUACAGAUUUGAACGUUCAGUGGUUCCAAACGGCACAUACCUGAUGAUUUCCAAACACGUCCCACGUAGCGUUGAUAAAUUAAGACACCCUCUGUGUGUGUGUGCGUGGGUGUGUUUCCCGCUCACGGCCAAACACCAGUGACGAUUACCUGCACCGGCCCUGGGCCUCCCCUAGGUCGACUCAGCCUCAAAUGAGUACCUGGUGUGGUGUGUCAAACAUCGCCACUGGGGAGACAAAGGCGGCCGGGCGUGGUGUUGGCCACCCACCCCCUCGUGUGCCGUGCCGGCCUUCAUAGGUGCUCAUUAACAGCACUUUCCCCAACAAUCUGUGAAGGUUAUAAGGGGGACUUUUGUCUUUGUGUUAUGCGAGACAUGUCGAGAGCUCAUUCUGAUCAACUUUGACAUCUCAAGCGUGUAUGUGUGCCAUACGGAGUGGUGGCGCAGCGAUUAGUGCUCGCCGCUACAAACCCGGUCGCCUUGAGUUCGAUUCACGCGAAAAUUCUCGUGACCAAAUUCUAAACCGGUCCUGGGCCUCCCCAUAGGUCGACUGAGCCUUAAAUAAGUACCUGGUGCACUAAGCAUCAGCUCUGGGGAGACAAAUGCAGCCAGGUGUGGUCAUGGCCACACCACCACCCCCUGCAUGAGUCGUGCCGGCCUUGAUAGGUGCUCGCUAAAAGCACUUGCCCCAACAGUCUGCAAUGUCUAUAUGGGGGAUAUUUUUCUUUGUUUGUCUCCUAGCUGAUAUAGAGAGGUACAUGCUCAUGAAUAAGCACCCUCGCUCUACGUGGGUCUGUUUAGCAAUCAUGUGGCAUGUGCAGCGUGGAACGACCGAAAUAGAUCUUGAGAAUGAGAGUUUGAGUUACUGCAUUCGAGGGUGAAAGCACUGGCAGUUGAACUACAGUAUAUGAAUCAGUACGACAGUAGUUUGGUAUUUCUCCUAUUUCAUGUAUACUGUAUACUUAAACGCAAUUUCUUUACUCCCUUACUGCUGUUAUAUAAAGCCAACUAUUAGUUAUUGAUGAGUUUCAUUUUGCAAGUUGAGUAUUAACCAAUCGAUUCAACGAGAUGGCUUUAAGUUGCCUUUAUCUGCGAGGUAUGUUUUCCCAAUUACAGAGGUACCUUAGUCUAUUUUAAAUGUUCAAUGUCACUUAUCAACUGAUGGGUUUACAGUGCAAUGCAUUGCUCUAUGUGUGUGUGAGUGCAAGUGUUUAUUUCCCUUGCUCUGUAUUGACACAUGGACUUGGAUGAUGAUCGUUUUCACACUAGUCUAUCGAUAGUGACUUACGUAUAAGCGGAGAGGCAUCUCUUCGGGAGUUGCGCUGUUUGUUUUCGAUUCACCGGGUUGGGAAGGGUUAAGCGGUUUUUAAUCUUGCGAGCUACAUUGCCGCAACGUAUCGCUAUCGAUCUGAUUUUUUGCGUUGGCAUGGCAAGGUAGGGAGCAACAGCAACAACAGAAAAAGAGAAAUUUGACAGCUGACUCGUCAUAUUAAAAACGUAGCCUCCCUCGCUCCCAUCAGGCUGGGAUCGAAUCUGAGACCAAACCCUUCCACUCCGAUUGUAAAUGCUGGCAUGGUUUUUUUACCCCCCCCCCUCUCCUCAAACUCUCCUCUGUUUUGACGAAUAUUGAUCACGAUCCGCUGGGUUGCCUGUGAUGCAGCCCUGUGCCCAGAGAAUGCACUGCUGCAAAAUAUUCAGGUCAGGUAACUGCGUGUGGUUUUUAUGUAUAGCAAUAUACGCCUCCUAGCUGGUAUACAAUUAGUUAACCGCAGCGCCACGGUGGCGAGAUGUUAAUUACCUCGCCUGGUAUACAGGAGGUCGUGGGUUCGAUGCCGACCCUGACGCCUGCUGUAUAUUUGGAGUUUGCAUGUCUUUCUGCCUGUGGUUGCCUGGAUUUUUCUCCGGGUCCUCCGGUUUCUCCCCCCACAUUUAGAAACACGCGUUUAGAGUAUUUGGCUGCUAUGCAUUUCCACGUGAUAAGCCACUUUGUUGAGCUAUCAUAUGUGAACAGGCCGCUUCUGAAAAAGAGCUAUAUAGUUAAGUGGGCUUUACUUCGUAAAAUAAAAUAAAGUUUAAUUUUAACUCUACGUCCCAUUUAGUGUUACCACCUACCCUAAGUUUCCCAGGAACGUUCCUUUUUUGAGGUAGUAUCUGUCCUGGGGAAUCAGUCGUCCUGUGUAAAAGAAAAGUCCCUGUUAUUGUCAUUUUGGCAUCACAAUAUUAACGACACACUGUUUAAAACAAUGCAUUUACAAGUAGUUCUCCCUUCGUCUCAUAUGUCCUGGCUUUUUGUAGCUUAGAGAUGGGAACCCUCCCUCCAUAAUGAAAAACAAAGUGCCUCCUUGCUCAAACAACACAUUUUCUAUACUCUUUGGUUUUUUCGGUAAAAUCACGUAGAUAAAAAAUAAAAUUAAAAUACAUUUAUUUUUUAUUUUAUUUUUAUUUAUUUUUAUUUUUUACCGACGUGACUUUACCGAAAAAACCAAAGAGUAUGAACUCUUGCAGUCACGAAAACUUCAAAUUUAGAACACAUUUUCUCUGGACUAAUUUCUCUUGGCAACCCUAAACCGGUUAGGGAAAUGUCCACAUUGUCAGAGCUGGGCCAUCCUAUUUCGAUCAUAACACUACCGUUGACUUCUCACACGAAGUCAUACUUAUUUUAUCGACCCAGGAAGGAGGGAUAAUAAUUGGCUGAAUCGAUCCUGAUCGGGGAAUUGAACUCUUGACUUUCCAACUGUGAGCAGAGCCGCCACUCAGUCUGCGUGACUAUGGAUAUUUCUGUCCAUUCAAGAGAAUAAAUAAGUUGCACAGAAAUACAUCGUGUAACAAAAAAAAACUUUGUGUGUCUCUUAAAAGUUCAGAAUUGCCACAAAAUUGCAAAAGUGAGCUCGUUCAAAGUAAAAAUAUUGCCUGCCUUGCCACAGAUUGAAAAACAACUUAUUUUAGAUGCGAUCGUGCCACUCGCCGAAUGAGAAAGAACAAGAAACCCCAGAUUCCCCCAUCAUCCUCACCUCUAAACAUGCAAACAUUGCAGAAAUUUGCAUCCGUACUAAGGGGAGUUGCUAGUUUCACGCUCGCGAUCGAGAAAUGUCAGCAAAACCGUGUCUUUGCCAAAAAGAAUUAGCAAUAUUUGGGACAAAAUUAAUAUAUUGGUCGAAUAUGUUUUUGAAUAAUUAAGUAAUUUGUUAUUAUACAUGUACACGCAUACAAAUUAUUACCACUCCUGACUGUUAUAAAGUUUGGGUUUAUAUGGAAAAUGUCAACAAUUGUAUUUAAUAAUAAAAAAUGUCUCAUUUUAGUUUUUUAUUGGCAGUCUGCCAUAAAUUGCGUGAUAAAAAUAGGUGUAACUUUAGAGUGUGGUCAUAAAUAAAUGUGUAACAGAUGUUUUAAUAAGGGACAAUUACCACACCUAUUUUCCCGUGUUAAACACAUUGAUUUCUAAGUAUUGGAUGGGGCAUCAAAGCAAACUAAUGGCAAGCGGCCAAUCCCAUGAGUUGGUGACCGCAUGGGUUUUUUUUAGACAAAUCGCAGCGCUCGAUCGGAAUGUACUCGAUCAAAUCUCAGUUUCCCCGUAACGUGACAACGAUUGGCUGAAAAAGGAUCACAGGGGAGGUGUGUGUGUGUGUGUGCAAACGUUGAAACAAAGAGGCUGGGAGCUCUGCUUUAUUUUUGCUUCGAAGUGCGCAGGAAAGUUUGCGCGCGCAACCGGCCACUGAAUUUUUGCACUUGUGAGUUGAAUUACCCCGUUACCUUUGAGCGAUUAAAAAAAAUGUGGCGCUCGCCACUUUCCCAAUGACACCAUUCUCUGCAGGAUAUGCACACGUGUUGAGGCCCCAUGUCAAAGGGCAGGGGUAGCUCUUGACUUGUUUCGCAUUGAAAGUAUUACCUUGCUGGUUUCCGGAUUUAAGAAAGACAUAAGGGGCGAGUGAGGUUUAUCGCGAUUGUUUUUUUGUUUCGUAUCUUGGACGCGGGAUGCGCUGAAGCUUGUACUAAUCUGCUUCUCAGCGUCCUGGCUUACUGUUGUUACAUUGGCUAUCAUUACCAUCAUCAUUGUAGCGGAGGUAUUGAGGAUGGUGUACGUACAGAAGGGGAGCGGUGGUGCAGCGGUUAGCGCGCUGCACUAAGAACCCAGUGACCCGAGUUCGAUUCCCUCUCGCGGCCAACACCAGUGACGAUUAUCUGAACCGGUCCUGGACCUCCCCUAGGUCGACUCGAGCUCAAAUGAGUACCUGGUGCGGUGUGUAAAUAUCGCUACUGGGGAGACAAAGGCGGCCGGGCGUGGUGUUGGCCACCCACCCCCUCGUGUGCCGUGCCGGCCUUCAUAGGUGCUCGCUAACAGCACUUGCCCCAACAGUCUGUUAAGGCUAUAUGGGGGAAUCUUUGUCUUUGUACAUAGAAAAGUUAAACAAAUAUUGGAAUGUGUUUUAUUUGAUGGCAGCGGUUUCUUAUCUGUAGAGGACCAACGCGUUGGGAUGAUGUUUUACCGUUACAUCUUAUUAAAGGUCUUCAAAUUGAAUUGAGGGACACACACACAGACACGGUACUUAAUAAUAGUGUUAAGGUGUUUGGAGUAAUGCUUCAGUGUUACUUGUUUUGUUAUUUUAUCCCUUAAAUGGAAGGUUAAUAACGGAGGUUUUAGGUCUUUAGAGGUGGGUGAGAUGCAUCUUUGCAUGCCCUAGUACAGAUACAAGUUUGCAUGAAUAUCUUUAGGUCAUCGUUUGAGACGUGGUAAACCAACGUCUUUGCACCUCAUAUAUGUAAAUAGUGUAAUCGUUAUUUUGUUAAAGGAGGGGGGAGGGGGGUUCAUAGUUCGGUUACGCCAUGGUACUAUUUAACGGGGACGGCUACAUGGUGGACUGUAUAUAAGAGCAUUUCGGUGUAAAUGUAAAUACGGUAUUUUGAAAACCUACGGCAUUUUAUGGUACAUUCAGAUGUGACACUCGACCCAAGUGAACCAAAGUAGGUGGAAAAGAAAAAAAGAUAGAAUCUCUAAAAAAAGUUUUACAAAAUUUAAACAAACCCAGUUUUGUGUUUUCAAUAUUGUAAACCGUAUGUCUUAUAUACUGUGAAUAAAAUUUACACGUUAUGC